Molecule: messenger RNA, 1078 nt
Organism: Eriocheir sinensis (Chinese mitten crab)
Lineage: Eukaryota; Metazoa; Arthropoda; Malacostraca; Decapoda; Varunidae
Exons: 1
Coding region: 48-956 (302 amino acids)
Molecular function (GO): protein dimerization activity
Source: RefSeq, a predicted model, not a curated record
AGUUGGCAACAUUAGAGCAAGAGAACUCCCUAAGCUCAGUACAGUACAUGUAUUUUCCACCAGUUGGUCAGUCACAGUCAGUGCUAGCAAAAGAUUUAGAAAUUGGUAACAUUAAAGAACAUAUUGUGAAGAUUGUUAAAUACUUUCGGAACAACCACACAGCCUCAGCAGCAUACAAAGCCGCAGGAGGUUCAACCCUCAUCGUGCCUCAAGACGUACGGUGGAAUACACUGUCUGAUUGCUUAGAAGGUUACCUUAACAACUGGCCAAUAUUAGUAUCUGUGUGUGAUGGUGAAAAAAGAAACCAACUGGAUCCAGUUAUUAUAAGGAAGGUGAUGGACACAUACAUAAAAAGAUCUGCAGAAGAUAUGCUGAAAAUUCUGAAGCUCAUUGCCAUAGCACUUGAUAAAGUUCAGAGGGACAGAUGUGACAUAGGAGAAGCUACUGAGGUGUGGAAAGAUUUACAGAAUAAGCUUGCAGAGGAAUCAGUUCGGUCAGGUGAUAGUGCUGUCAUUGAAGAUCAUUUCAUGAAACGAAUGAAACUAGCCCUCACCCCUGUUCACUAUUUAGCAAAUAUACUACAUCCAGCUUACAAGGGAAAAAAACUAACUAUGGAGGAGGAAAACAUGGGAAUGAAUUGGAUCAAUGAAAAUUGUCCUUCAGCACUCUCUCUUAUAAUGAUAUAUAAGGCAGAACUUCCUCCAUUUCAGCCAUACAUGUUUUCUGCUCAUUCACUUAAUGCUGGACCACUUGCAUGGUGGCUUUCUUUGGGCAAGAUUGUUGAAGACAAAAAUUAUUUUUCUGAUUUGGUUAGGAAAUUAUUUACAACAACAGCCUCAAGUUCUGGGGUGGAGAGGAUUUUUUCUUCAUUUGGUCUUGUUCAUUCUAAGCUUAGAAAUAGGUUAGGGAUAGAGAAAGCUGCAAAACUCGUUUUCAUUUACAAAAACCAUAACUAGGGUCAUCACAGAAAGCCUCUGAGUGAAUAAACUUAAUGUAGGAUUACUUUAAUUUGUUUUCGUUAUUUUAUUUUAUUUUAUUUAUUUUUUAUUUAAUUAAUUUAUUUAUUUACUGGUAUAUA